UCUUCCGGAAGGCGGCGUCCAUUUUCCUCGUUGGUUCGUCUGUUGUCGGCGCGUCGUUCUUAUAGCGGCCCUGUUAUUUAUUUAAAUAUCUAAGGAAAACUGAAUCAAAAUGGAAGGCGCACCAAGUGGUAGAGGUAGUUUCAGAGGUCGUGGUGGCCCUGGUGGUCCAAUGCGAGGACGCGGUGGCUUUGGUGAUAGAGGAAGGGGUGGACCUCCAAGAGGCGGAGGUAUGAUGAGGGGACGUGGUGGUCCAGGAGGAGGUAUGCGAGGAGGUCCACCUGGUAUACGUGGUAGAGGUGGUCCACCCCGAGGAGGAAGAGGAGGACACUUCCCACCUGGAGGACCACCGGAAUCUGGAAUGGGAGGAGGGCCUGGUAAUGGACCAUUACCACCUGGAAUGGGAGGACCUCCACGGGGAGGAGGUAGAGGAGCUGGUGGAUUCCGGGGUGGAAGAGGUAGAGGUGACUUUGGGCGAGGUGACAGCCGUGGUGGGUCUGGUGGCGGCUUCAGAGGUCGUGGUGGUAUGGAUCGUGGAGGUCGAGGAGGUCCAAGAGGUAGCGGAGCACCCAGAGGUGGACCUGGUGGAAGGGGAGGAUUUGGUGACCGUGGUGGACGAGGUGGAAGUUCAGGAGGAAGAGGUGGACCGACAAAACGUGGAGGUGGACCACCUGGAUCCAGUGGCCCGGCUAAAAGGCCCAGGUUUGAUCAGCCACCGUCACAAUCAGCUAAUGGUUACUCAACACAAACUUCGGCUGGUCAAAGCGGAUAUGGGGGCGGAUCAGGUAAUGGGUACAGCGGGCAGCAACAACAGCAACAAUCGGUUGGUGGCUACGGAGGUUACUCUCAACAAGGCUACUCUCAAUCAUAUCAGGGCUAUGAAAGCUAUCAGCAACCUUCCGAAUACACCCAAGCUGCGGGAUACACGGCGCCGGCUGCACCCGAUAGCAGGUACGGUGGACCACCUCCUGCUCCAACUAGCUCCUACAACUCCGCAGAUCCCUACAGUUAUGGCAAGACACCUGCUGCAGACUACGCGUCACAAGACGGCGUGUACGGGAAGCAGGAUUACGGUGGCAGUGCUGGUUACCAAAACGCCCAGUCUCAACGACGCUAUUAAAUCUUACUGAGAUUGUCGACUAUUUAAUUCCUACUAGUAACUAGACUCCUCUAUUUGCAAAAGGCAAAACAUGAUGCAUUAUGGCAGACCUUCCUAGCGAGCGACAAAGUGGAGUUAUACGUAAUUAAAACUGGGCGAGCCGAGCCAUCGGUCGCAAGCGUGUUUUACGUAGGCGUUAAGGUCCGACUAACCAUGUAAUGGACUCGGUCGAGGAGGUGUCCUCGAAUUCGAGAAUUUCGAGGAUUUAAAUGAGGAGGCGAGGUGGUUAGAGCCAGAGAGCGAGACGGAGAGCACGCGCGACCUCGACUCUUGUCGCACGUUCCCGGGGGUAAUCUUUUUGCAAAGCUGCACAAGACGUGACGGUGUGGCUUGUACUUGCAGCUGAUAAGUGCACGAGAUAAAGGAAACAAACAAAAAAUAUAUGACGAAAGCGUUUUAUACUUGACUGUCGGUUACACGCGCGAACACCGUAAUUUAACACGUUUCUCGUUGAACCGAGAAUUGUUUCGUCUGGGUUUUUCUCUAUUUUUCUUUUUUUCCCUCUCAAUAGAGUUAAGAGUUUCGUCUCGAUGUACAGUCACGUUUUGCCUCGGAUUCGGAUCUCGAUAUCAGGAGGAGAAUUAGGGAGAAAGAGGGAAACACGGAGAACCGAGCAUGAGACAUUUUUCGAGUAGACCCCGGCAUUGUAUAUUUAUUGUACUACGAGAUAAAGGGUUCUAAAAAAAAUAUAUAUAUAUAUAUAAAAAACGGCGAGGACAAUUCGCGGUUUAAUGAGAGGCUCGGAACGCGUCCCUCUUUAUUAUUUUCUUUUUUUCUCGUCCGCUGCGCGAACGGAUUUUUCGAGUCCACGGCCCUAUUAGCAGAAUUUCCGCAUGUUUCUUUUUUCUUUUUUUUUCCCUUCUUUUAUCACGAAAAGCACUCGCCAAUGUUGAUCCAGCUUUCUUCGAAUCCUUGGAGGAACCUCGGUUUUCGUUUUAACCCGUAUCUCAUUCUUUUUAUAAAUUUUAUAUCAUCUCGCCUUAACGAGACCAUGCAUACGGUGCAAUCAUUAUUAAUAUUCGCAGUAUCGAAUUUCGGGUGGAUAGGCAGAACGCGAAACACGAUAUAGAAAUCGAUCCGAAUCGAGUUUAAAGAGACAACCGGUCGACGCGAUUCCUUAUCAUUCUACUUUGGGCGGGAGAUAUUUUCUUAAUACGCCAAACGGAGACAAUCAAAAAGGGAUAAAGUACGCGGAAAGCUGUUUCACGUUGAGAGCAGGCGUGGUUUUUCAUCUAGCCAGAAACUUGCGUGUCUUGAUUUAGAAGGGAGUGACAUUAUACGAUAUAUAUACAUAUAUAUCGUGUCUCGGUGUAGUGUGAACAUUUACGAAUACGGCAGAUUAUUGAUUAUUAUUGAUAAAUAGUGAGGGAAGGAGGAAAGAGAGAGAGGGAGGACAAGGCUGGAGAGAAACCGGCCGGACGUUCCGAUUAACGUAUAAUAAUUAAUUAUUAAUUAUCCGAUGUCUAUUCUAUAAUAAUGUCAUUUUCCUAGUAGUAGCGUUGACCGAAUACUGUAAGCAAUAGAAGGAACCUUGAAAAUGGAAACGAAUCGUUGGAGAUAAGAAAAAAAAAAAAAAAGUGUGGAAAAGAAAAACAACGUAAUAAUAUCAAUGAUAAAAGAAUUAAUUCACUACCAAUCCACAGUGGCGAUACCCUUUGCAUUCAUUACCUCCUCACCUUCUGUGCAAGAGAAAUGGCUCGAUUAAUGAGUGUUAACCAGCAACUGCCCUAGGAAACCGGCGCAACCAAAUUAACUAAUGGGCAGCACAAAUAGAGACCUCUACUAUUGUUUAACAAUCCUUGCUCUCAACGAGAGCACGUAGGUGUGCCACUCGCUUGCAAAUAAGUGUGCGAUCGCUAUCACGAGCAGGUCCGCAGGUAAUGCAAAACCUUUAAUACCUCUAAAACUUAUCUGUGCGUAUUUCCUCAUUUUUGUUCUCUCUCUGUGAAGAUUUUCUUCUUUUUUUUUUCAUUUUUUUUCCUUCUUUCCCCCCCAUCUGGUGCGAGAGCCUUUUCCAGUCAGCCCGAUGAAUCGACGCGAAGAGGUUCUCCGUCCAUAUUUUUAUUUUUUUUUUUUUUUUAAAGGGGGCUCCAAGUUUUGGACAGUUCAAAGUAAAGUACCAUUUUUUUUUUCCCCUCAUUUAUAUGUAAGGGAUCAUUUUUGGUAACUCGGGUGAUGAUAAUCGGGGGGUAUUUCGUGCAUUUGCGAUGGUAUUUUGACAUUUGCCGGAUGGAGGCCGAUCAUUAGCCACAUCCGGUUAAAAAGUAAGUACCAUGUACUGUACGAUUAAAUCCUGCGAGAUGUAAAAUAUCCCACGAUUUGUCAAGCCCGGUUGCCUAAAACGAAUCCGUACGUCACUAGCGUUAAUAAUUGAAGUGCUUAUGACUAAGAUCUUUUUGAUAUUAAUAUAUUUAUAUUUAAUAUAUUUAUACGCAAUGUCGAGGACGACUUGCGGGAGAACAUGAUGUGGUCUAUGAGAGAUUUCACGAAAACAAAGUUUAUUUCACAGGCGUAGGCGAGUGAGAGAAAGAGAGAGAGAGGGAAAGAGAGGGAUUGAGAGAACAGAACAAAAGAAAGCCCAUUAGAGCUCCGUUAUCAACGAGGAGAUGCCCGAUACAGGCUAAAGUAUCGAAAGCAGGAAUCCUUUAUACGCUAUCGUAAUCUCUAUGGCCCCGUCCAAUGCAUAAUAUUUAAAUAUAAUCUUAACUAGAUUUUAUCACUCUUUAAUUAGCCAGACGCCGUGUAUACGACAUAGUUCAUUCCUAGUUUGUUCGAUGUGACGACAAUGAGUGUGUACAGAGAUGUUAAGAUUUGUCUGUAAUGAAAAAUCUGAUGUCACGCCAUAAGUUUAACUCUGUGUGUACACGAACGUAAGUUCUCGUUGUUUGCGGUAACAAUAGGCGGUGCAUAAAAAUUGCCCCGAGAUAGAUCGAUUUUCUCUUUGCGACAAAGCCGGAAGAGGGGAAAGUAGAGGCGGUAAAAAGUCACGUUUGAUUAGCCCGUAAUUUCCUUAUCGGGAGGAAAGCAAUUUAGACAAUGUACGGACACUUUUCUUCCGGUUUCGUCGACCGAGUGAAGGAAACUAAAGAGUGGAGGAAAACUUAACGUCAAGCAUAAAUCGUCAAUGGAAGAGAGCUUUUCACAUUCUCGGUUAAGAGAAAUAAGUCAUACGUGUGGUAUAUAUAAUAUACAUAUCAUAUAUCGAGAGUACGAAUUACGAGUCAUAUAUAACAAGCCCAAUGGAAACGAGAAGCACAAACUAAAGCUAAACGAUUUUAAACCGCAUAAUGCCAGUAAAGUCGAAAGUUCGAGUAGACCUCACAGCCCAUAUACUCAGGUGAGUAAAAUCAUAUCAGUACCUAUUCGUUCUUUCUUUGUACAGAGAUAUGGUAGCACGCCGUAUUAAGCUAAGGAGAGGAGGCUUAUCGUUUAGCUCAUUUUGCACUCUUGGGCGAACUCGUAGUUUUUGCCAUACGUAAUGUCCUAAGAAAGAGGGAGGAGCACAAACGAGAACGGGAGGAGAGUCGAUGACGAACUCCCGGAUUCACGUUGUAGGGACCUUAACUCGAAGAAGAAGAAAAAAGAAAAGAAAAAAAAAUAAAUAAAGGAACUGGCUCGAUGAGGGACGUAGAAAACGACUUAGGGAUUUUUUCUUAAGGCCAAAGAAGCACCGCAGCGAUGCACUAUUAUCUCGCUAUUGAGACGAUAAUUAUGGCUAGGGUCGGUACGCUGCCUCGAUAAGACGAUAUUACCGAAGAUCAGUCGCAAGGGCAGCGUCGAUCGUCUAAUCGACGGCUAGGACGGAAUACGUAGGACGGAUAAGGAUGUGUUAAUCAUUCCCACCAUCCGAUGGACGCGAUGUGUGGUAACAGAGAGGCGAUAGGACCCAAAUCGCUCGACGAACGGAUGGGACUGGAGCGAUCGCUCCUUUCCUAUUGUUUCUUUUUCUUUUUUUUUUACUCUCUCCCUUCUCUUUUUAUGAAUCACGGUAGCACUCUGGAAUAUAUAGCUCACGUUUAUUAUAUAACGUUGCGGUCGAGUCGGAUUAUAUUUGGCGUAGGUCCAUGUAGUAGACGGAUAUAUUUCCAAUUAACGGCCGGCCCCCUCGGCGCUCUGUUCUCAUAUUGUGGUUUUCUCUGUAGGUUGAGGGGAGAGAAUAACUCGAGAACUGGAUUCACCGGAGGAAGAGCAACGUCCCAGGCCACAUGACUGGCUGCACCGGAUUAAGUAAACGGCUAGCUCGGUGACUUAUUCCAUAACGAGGAUCCGAGAUGGUUUCCCUUCUGGGUCGAGGAAGGUAGAUGCGUUGAUAUUGCCAUUUCAAUUGCGUCCAACCCAGAGGUGCAGGUUUCUCGAAAAACCCUGCGUCCUUCGCAUUGUAAUUGUCCCGGAUUUUUCUUCAAAUAAAGAGAGACUGGAACACGGAA
This is a messenger RNA of Orussus abietinus, 5583 nucleotides long. RefSeq names its product glycine-rich cell wall structural protein 1.0. The record is from RefSeq and is a predicted model, not a curated record. The transcript has 9 exons. NCBI's taxonomy places the organism in Eukaryota, Metazoa, Arthropoda, Insecta, Hymenoptera, Orussidae. Bases 110 to 1117 code for a protein of 335 amino acids.